CUUAUCCGUGAUGAUCACAUUUGUUUGAAAAUUAAAAUCCUGAUCACAUCGCGAAAACAUUGAAUUUAUUUCUUCCUAACGUUCUUUCGUCUAAACUGUUUAAUUUUCCUUCUCACCAAAUUACAAGUGCCCGUGUUAACAAACAAUAUGCACAAAAUUAUACAAAGGGCGCGAUUCUCGAAUCGCGCACACUCAAACUUGGACCAAUCGCAACUUGUUUCCAUUUUUUCAAACCAUGCUACCAUUGAUACAAAUUCAACGUUUUCAUCUUAUGCUGCCAUCGAUGGAGGUCGCACAGUUGAAUCUUUUGAUUUUCGGGAAAUUACAAACACAAGAGAACUUAGGAACACAUUUGACAAAUACAAUAGAAACGUUUUGUCUCGAUGCCUGAACUGGACCUCGGGGGCAAUUAAUAAUCAUCAUGCAGCCAGCUAUGUGGUAAAUCGUCAUUUUACAGCCGAUCACAAUGACAAAUGCACAAAGGAGUUCUCAAGUAAGCAUCUUAAAAAUAUUCCAGAUUUUGUAAGGAUAGUGGAGGUUGGUGCAAGGGAUGGAUUGCAAAAUGAGAAGGUUAUUGUUCCCACUGAUGUGAAAAUUGAAUUGAUAAAACUGCUAGUUUCUUCGGGGUUGUCUGUUGUUGAGGCUACAAGUUUUGUCUCACCAAAAUGGGUGCCCCAGUUGGCAGAUGCAAAGGAUGUAUUGACAGCAAUUCAAGACGUUGAAGGUGCUAGCUUUCCCGUCUUAACUCCAAAUCUCAAAGGUUUUGAGGCAGCUGUUGCUGCUGGAGCUAAGGAAGUGGCUGUUUUUCCUGCUGCUUCUGAAUCAUUCUCUAAAGCAAAUCUCAAUUGUGGCAUUGAGGAUAACCUUGCUCGUUGCCGUGAUAUUGCUUCAGCUUCUAGAAGCCUCAAGAUCCCAGUUCGUGGAUACAUAUCAUGUGUUGUGGGAUGUCCUUUGGAAGGAAAAAUUGCUCCCGCAAAAGUAGCAUACGUUGCAAAAUCACUUUAUGAGAUGGGGAUCUCGGAGAUUUCAUUAGGGGAUACAAUUGGUGUUGGCACACCUGGUAGCGUCAUUCCUAUGCUAGAAGCUGUUCUUGAUGUUGUUCCAAUUGACAAGCUUGCUGUCCAUUUUCACGAUACUUAUGGUCAGGCACUUUCAAAUAUUCUAAUUUCACUACAGAUGGGGAUCAGCACAGUGGAUUCAUCUGUCUCUGGUCUUGGAGGCUGUCCAUAUGCGAAGGGUGCAACUGGGAAUGUAGCCACUGAAGAUGUUGUUUAUAUGCUGAAUGGACUUGGAGUUAAAACUAAUGUGGACCUUGGAAAACUUAUGAUUGCUGGGGAUUUCAUCUGCAAGCAUUUAAGACGAGCAUCUGGUUCAAAAGUUGCAACUGCAUUGAGUAAAGUUAAAAAUAGUGCCUCUAAACUGUGAGUUACUAAAGUUAGAUCAUGCAUCUGCAUGAGGUAGAUUGUUUACCCAUUGAGUUGUUACUUUUGUUCAUAAGAUGUUAAGACUCGUAACUUCUUUACAGUAAAUGUAUGCUGGUGUUUCCUCUUAUGGCGUGUCCUGCCUGUAUACAAGUGUAAUGUAAAGCUAUUCAGUUCUGCUAGUUUUCUGAGUCUGUUGAGUUGCUUUGAUUAUGUGUUGAACAUGUAAUCUGGAGUGAAACUAUGAAAAUAGUUAAUGCAUUCAAGUUCAA
Molecule: messenger RNA, 1693 nt
Organism: Vicia villosa (hairy vetch)
Lineage: Eukaryota; Viridiplantae; Streptophyta; Magnoliopsida; Fabales; Fabaceae
Exons: 8
Coding region: 148-1425 (425 amino acids)
Biological process (GO): L-leucine catabolic process; ketone body biosynthetic process
Molecular function (GO): hydroxymethylglutaryl-CoA lyase activity
Source: RefSeq, a predicted model, not a curated record